AUGACGCCACCCACACUCACCAGAUCACUGUCCUCUCAGGACCGUCAGGGUUUGCUGCUAUCAAUCGAGCCUCUGACACCAUCUUCGUUCUCACCUUUUGGGACGGCCAUCUCGGCCCCGUUCUCGAACACUCUCAACAAUGUGCCCGCGAAGAUUCCUGAACCGCUCUACUCGGCCCAUCAGCCCGCGGCGGUCUUUGCAAACCAAAACUCGGCCUUGAAAACCUCGCCCAUCUCCCAGUUCGUCGACAAUUACCCUGUUAAGCAGCAGCAGCAGCAGCAGCAGCAUUAUUCAUCAUCCGCAGACGGUGAUGGCGGAGGCGCCACAACACGUUCCAAGCCUCAAAUGAGCAUGUUUUCAUGUUUCCCCCGAAACCUGAGCGGCGUGGGCAUCGACACGUCCCGCCGCAACCUCGCUUUCAAAGUCUCCAUUCUUGAACGACACCCGUACACCACGCAAACAUUCAGCCCGCUAGGUCUCUCGGCGGCCGACGAGGAGUCGACCGUCUUUCUCGUCAUCGUCGCACCGUCUCUCUCUUCGCCUGCCGCCGCGAAGAGCAGCAGCAGCAGCAGCAACCCGGCAGGGGAGGGUCAAGACGACCAGAUCCAGAUCCAGAAUCCACCGGACUUGUCGCGCCUCAGGGCAUUUGUCGCAAAGGGUGACCAGGCAGUCACGUACGCGCCGGGGACGUGGCACGCGCCCAUGGCCGUGAUUGGACGCCGCCGCGUCGACUUUGUCGUGACACAGUUCGUCAACGGCGUUGCCGACGACGAUUGUCAGGAGCUACUCUUGGGAGAUAAUGCCGUCAGUGUCGACUUGAGCACGCUGAACUGUGACCUGGAUCUGGACCGGGUUCAUCAGCCUCCGUAUGACAGAAAAGCCAAGUUAUAG
Messenger RNA from Exophiala spinifera, 891 nucleotides. RefSeq lists its product as uncharacterized. The record is from RefSeq and is a predicted model, not a curated record. The transcript has a single exon. Lineage: Eukaryota; Fungi; Ascomycota; Eurotiomycetes; Chaetothyriales; Herpotrichiellaceae. Gene Ontology annotation, molecular function: ureidoglycolate hydrolase activity; ureidoglycolate lyase activity. Gene Ontology annotation, biological process: allantoin catabolic process. Bases 1 to 891 code for a protein of 296 amino acids.